GUUAUGCUGUUAGUGGCGCUGUCGAUGAUCUUCAUUAUACCGUUGAUCGUAUACUUGCUCUCCGAUUCCAGCUCGUACGAGGCUGGGUCUGGCGGCAAGCUCCUCGAACGUGGGAGCAUGCGACCACCGCCUAGACGAGAGGUGCCUCUGUUGACUGGGCCAAGAGGCUCAGAGCAGCGUGUGUCGCUGGAGGCAGCACAGGCCCACGCGAUGCCACCAACAGCUUUGGCUCGGCCUCGCCCAGAUGAAGAUCCACCAAAGCUUUGUGAGAAUCUCAUCCUGCCGAAGCACUUAGCAAUCUUCCUCGUGGAUGCCGAGCGUUUGAAGAAUCCGUCAUUUGGGGCGUUCCCGAUAUGGGGCGGGUCAGGCAAGCAGUUGCUCCAAGCCGAUUUGCAGGACCGCGGUCCUGAGGGACUGCAGCUGUGGAUUUGGCCUGUCAAUUUGGACUGUCCAGCUGCAGUUGUAUUGCAAAGGAGGUCCUCUAUGCAAUCUGGACUGGAGAUUUACAAUCGGGACAAUCAGUUAUAUGGGUUUCUGGAAAGUGCCGGUGGCAGGGUCAUGCUGAUGUGCAAUGGUUUUCCGGUCAUGGCAGUGGACGGGAAUGCGGACGCGCUCACCUACACUGCCUGCCGAGUGAAUGGCAGCAUGCUGGCAUCGGCAAGUGUUGUGUCUGAAAAUCUGCGUGUUGAUGAUGUGCGCGAGGGUUGGAAGCUGCAGGUGAAACCAGGAGUGGACGCCAUUGUCAUCAUGUGUGCCUUCCUGUCAUCAAUCCUGCUAAAUCGACGUUCGGGUACGUUUACGCCUUCCUUACCCUCGGCGAGUCCGCGGGCAUCGAUCCUUUCCUCAGCUGGUCAGUUGCCUCGGAUGUGA
This is a messenger RNA of Symbiodinium pilosum, 870 nucleotides long. The record is from the annotation of a GenBank genome assembly. Lineage: Eukaryota; Dinophyceae; Suessiales; Symbiodiniaceae.